Molecule: messenger RNA, 276 nt
Organism: Eruca vesicaria subsp. sativa (arugula)
Lineage: Eukaryota; Viridiplantae; Streptophyta; Magnoliopsida; Brassicales; Brassicaceae
Source: the annotation of a GenBank genome assembly
AUGGCGACAGUUCCAAGACAAUUGAUUUGGGAGAUCGUUAAGACCAGCAACUGUCUCUUGGUCAAACAGUUCGGAAGAGGCAACGCCAAGGUUCAGUUCAGCAAGGAGACUAACAAUCUCUGCAACCUUAACUCCUACAACCACUCUGGUUUUGCAAACAAGAAGACAGUGACCAUCCAGCCUGCUGACAAGGAACAAGGUGUUGUCCUCGCUACCACCAAGACCAAGCCUAAGAUCUCUGUCAACAAGUCCAUCCUGAAGAAGGAACAAGCCUAA